This is a messenger RNA of Penicillium verhagenii, 534 nucleotides long. RefSeq lists its product as uncharacterized. Bases 1 to 534 code for a protein of 177 amino acids. The transcript has a single exon. Lineage: Eukaryota; Fungi; Ascomycota; Eurotiomycetes; Eurotiales; Aspergillaceae. The record is from RefSeq and is a predicted model, not a curated record.
AUGAAAGGUCCCCAGAUCCUCUACACCCGAGUAUUCUCCACGAAACUCACCUCCGCCACCACCAACCUGCACCACCCCCCACGAACAAUCCAGUACAGCUGCUACUCCUCCGCCACACCAAACUCCAACCAGGAGAUUCCCGAAUUCCUCGAGCGCCAGCUCCUCAGGCCUGACAGGGCCGAAACCUGCCAAUCAGGCACGGAUGAUGAAGUCGCACGCCACAAGUCUCCCUAUGACCCUACGCAGACAUCCGUGGACAAGGAAGUCUCGGCGCUGAGAGCGGAAUACAAACUGGAAAGAGACAUGCAUGACCCGCUGCUGGUCAGCCCCGCGAAUCAGGAAGUCAGUAUGGUCUUGGAUCCGAUCCAAGAAAUGGCUCACAGCACGCAUCUACAUGUACUAGGGAGUGCGAAGGGCUUGACGCACAAGAGCAAGGAGGUCCUGCUUCGCAAGGAGCCUUAUAUAUUCAGGACAUAUGAGAAUGUGUUCUCUAGAGGCGAUGCUCGUCAAAAGGCGCGUGUUUGGGAUACCUGA